AUGAUGGAGCUCCAGAGGAACCUCUCGGACGUUCACUUCGCCUAUGACGAGUCCGAGUUGACCGAUGCCUCGCGAAGCGCGCUUCAGGCCAACUCGGCUUGGCUGCAGCGGCCCUAUGUCUCGGCGCAGAUCCAGAUCGAGGGUCAUUGCGACGAGCGCGGCACCGUGGAAUACAACCAGGCGCUCGGUGAGCGGCGGGCGCGCGCAGCCUACGACUACCUCGUAUCGCUGGGGGUGCCGGAUAGCCGGAUCGAGAUGGUGAGCUACGGGAAGGAGCGCCCGCAGUGCACCGAGAGCGACGAAGACUGCUGGCAGCGGAACCGUCGCGCCCACUUCCAGAUCACGGCCAGGUAG
This is a messenger RNA of Geodia barretti, 354 nucleotides long. The record is from the annotation of a GenBank genome assembly. Lineage: Eukaryota; Metazoa; Porifera; Demospongiae; Tetractinellida; Geodiidae.